AUGCAGUCAGGAAUUUCCGCCUCCAAGGAGCUGGUCUCCCAAUUCAACGACCUCCUCGGCUCCUCAUCGACCUUCGGCCUCCUCGUUAACAUCGCCAACGAACAGCUCCAGCCCAUCCAAACCCUGACCUCCUCCUCCCCCGGCUCCUCCUUCGCCUCCAACGUCGACUCCCUCCUGACCCCUUACAUCAAAGAGAAAGAGGCCCUCUACAUCAUCCUCAGGCGCUACGACUCCUCCCCGGCCCUGGUCGCCGUCACCUACGUGCCCGACACGGCGCCCGUGCGGCAGAAGAUGCUGUUCGCCGCGACGCGGCUGACGCUCGUGCGCGAGCUGGGGUCGGAACACUUCCGGGAGACCAUCUUCGCGACGACGGCCAAGGAGCUGACGAGCGCUGGGUUUGAGAAGCACGAUGCGCACACGGCGCUGGACGCGCCGCUGACGGAGGAGGAGAAGAGUCUGGGCGAGGUGAAACGCGCGGAGCAGGAGGCGGGCAGUGGAACGAGUAAGCGGGAGAUUCAUCUGGGAAGCCAGAUGGCGAUGCCGAUGGGGGAUGAUGCGGUGAUGUCGUUGAAGGAGCUGGCGAUGGGUGAGGGGGUGGGGGUUGUUUCGCUUAAAGUAAACCCCACCACAGAAACCAUCGACCUCCUCCCGGCCCCCUCCUCCACUCCGGGCUCUCUUUCCUCGCUCGUCUCCUCCAUCUCCACCACCGAACCGCGCUUCACCUUCUAUCGAUACACGCACACGCACAACGGCUCCGAGCAGUCGCCCGUCCUCUUCUUCUACACCAACCCCAGCUCCAACGGUGGCCGCGUAGCCAUCAAGCAGCGCAUGCUGUACCCGCUCAUGAAGCGGGCCGUCCUGGAGGUGGCGAGCAAGGAAGGGUUGAAUCCGGAUAAGAAGUUUGAGGUGGAGGAGCCGAGUGAGAUCACGGAGGAGAGUGUGUUGGCGGAGUUGCAUCCCAAGGUGGUGGAGAGCAGGGGGUUUGCUAGGCCGAAGAGGCCUGGUGGGUCUUUACACAAUAUCCUACACGACCUCCAUAAGCACCAUGGGACGUUCAAAAACGAUCGCGCGCUCGAUCGCGCGGGCUAUUACCGACACCACUGGACUUGCGAAACGACGAUCAAGCAACAGCAAUCCCCUUCGUCUAAUCCUACCUUCUACUCAACCAAAGACCAAAAGUACCUCGUCAAAUCCGUCCCACGGCACUCCGAACACUCCUUCUUCCGUGAAGACCUCCUAACGCCCUACGUCGAAUACAUGGCCACUCACCCGCGCUCCCUCCUCGUGCGCAUCUGCGACUUCCUCGGCGCCUCCGGCUAUUCCAUCGGACGGAUCCUGCGCCUCGCGCCCUCCCACCACAUCGUCAUGGAGAACAUCAUGUACGGCCGCUCCGAAGCGAAAAAGCGCGGCGACGUCGACUGGGAGGACUGGGACCUCAAGCCCACCUCAUACUUCUACCCCGAACGCGACAUAGCCGACGGCGCGCUGACCAGCGAGGCCACCAAGAGCCAGUUGGCGGAUGAGUUCCAUGAUAAGAUUCGUUUGAGCAGAGAGCAGGCUGAUGAGUUCUUUGCGAGUCUGGAGGAGGAUACGCAGUUGUUGGCUGAUCAUAAUGCUGUUGAUUACUCGCUGUUUUUGGUUCGCAUGCACACGCCCCAGGCACCGGGGCAGGACAAUAACCCUGAUCCUGCGGCUGCUUCUUCGUCCGAAGCUGUGUCGGAGGUGGUGCCGACCGAGGGCCCAUCGGUGCCGCCUGGCCCGCCGUCGUGGAGGACCGGGAUCGCCUCGGCGGAUGGAAAGUAUAUCUACCGAGCGUCGAUUUUGGACUUCUUUUGGGCGAAACAUAAGCUGCAGCCGAGGGUGAUGACGGCUUUGAUCAACUUGUGGAACUUGCUGAUUAGUAAGAGGGGGCCGAUGAGUAUUACGACUACGCCCGAGGAGUAUCGGCAGAGGUUUUUGAGGAUGUGUAGGAGUUAUGUGGAGGUUGUUGGGGACUCGAGGGAGUGA
Molecule: messenger RNA, 2007 nt
Organism: Neurospora tetraspora
Lineage: Eukaryota; Fungi; Ascomycota; Sordariomycetes; Sordariales; Sordariaceae
Product: phosphatidylinositol-4-phosphate 5-kinase-domain-containing protein
Exons: 6
Coding region: 1-2007 (668 amino acids)
Biological process (GO): actin filament depolymerization; barbed-end actin filament capping; phosphatidylinositol metabolic process
Cellular component (GO): actin filament; cytoplasm
Molecular function (GO): phosphatidylinositol kinase activity; actin filament binding; actin monomer binding
Source: RefSeq, a predicted model, not a curated record